Messenger RNA from Kwoniella botswanensis, 276 nucleotides. RefSeq lists its product as uncharacterized. Bases 1 to 276 code for a protein of 91 amino acids. NCBI's taxonomy places the organism in Eukaryota, Fungi, Basidiomycota, Tremellomycetes, Tremellales, Cryptococcaceae. The record is from RefSeq and is a predicted model, not a curated record. Gene Ontology annotation, cellular component: trans-Golgi network. The transcript is spliced from 2 exons.
AUGUCACUAUCAAGCUACACAGAGGCAGCAUUGGGCGAACCAUGGUCUACCCCCGCUACGUCUCAAGCUGAGGAACCAACCGUGGAAUCAGCCCUGGAGAAAGAAAAGAUAAUCAAAGAUAUCCUUUCACUUCGUGAUGGAUUGAGAGGGUUGUUAGUAAGGGUCACAGAGGUGGAAGCGGAUAAUGAGAAGUUGGCAAAAGACAAUGAGAUGCUCAGUGUAUAUAUCGAUAAUCUGACAAGGAACUCAGUCGUUGCUGCUGGAACUAAACGAUGA